AUGACUCGACAAAACCUGAAGAUAAACUAUCUGACGGCUGAUAAGAAGAGUGAUGAGGGAGCACUUAAGAAUGGUGGUGCUGGCGGAGGUGAUGAAGAAGCUGUCAACCAGUCUGCAGCGAACAUCGAUGAAGCAAGAACUGAGGCAUCCAUUUUGAGGUCGCCUCAUUCGCAGGAUCACCCACAUCCCCACCACCAUCUCGUGCCCACCAUACUCUCCAGUUUGUUCUCCAAAUUGAGGAUCAAACAAAAACGAAGCUCCCACCAUGAAAUUUCAAAUACGUUUGACUUGAACAACGAAUCUGAUCCCAGCAGACGCAAACGGCGGGAGUCUGAUCCUGUUUUUAAAUCCAUCGACAGGAAACGAGGAUCGCAUAAAACUUUCUGGAGCGCGAGGACUCAAAAAGAGAGGCCACAUUUGGGAUCGUACGAGCACAAGACAACCUUAAAGUCGGAAAAAAUUGAUCAGCUGUGGGGGAGUGCAGAGAAUGAUCUGAACGUCGCCAGCAACAGCAACAACGACGAUGAGACCAGCAUUGGCCUCAGUCUCGACAACAAAAGCAAUCUCGAAGAGAACAUUCAACCGAAGCAACACGUCGUCAGUUUCACAAUGCCCGUCGUGUCGUCCAGUUUGACAUCACUACAACAACAGCAAGAAAAACAACAGAUCUUUUCAGAACAACCACAGCCGCAACCACAGCCGCUACAACAGCCGCAACAACAACCACAACAGAAGCGACACAGUCAAGAAAAUUUAGACAAACAAGUGAAAGCGAGGCAUACAAAGACGAAAAGUUUAGACUUGCGGAACAGUAUACGCAUGAGCAUUGGACGAAAGUUCAACUCUUCAAGUACAAAUCGCGCACUGUUCUUUCCCAAAUCUAUAAAUAACCUGAACUUGCGGGAUUCCCCGUCUGAUAUAAAUAGCAACCUGCGGAAGCUGCUGUGUGACGGAGGGGCAGGCGAGUGCAGCUCGAAUGUCUUCAUCAGCAUCGGCAUGCCUCUCCAACUUUCACAAGUCUUCCAGGCUGUUCAAAAUUUGAUUAUUAAAAUUCUCAUCCAAGGUGAGGACUAUCUCAUAAUUCUCUUUCAUUUCAACUGCAUGUUUCAUCGAACUUUGGUCUCGUUACAUUCAUUUGUAGAUUUGCACACAGAAAUUGUGUCCGCCAAAUUUGACUUCAAUAAAUAUUUUGAUGUCUUUAAUGUGCACAAUGCUAGAGUGAGGGUGUGUGAGGAAGAUGAGGCAGCAAUCAGGAAGGAGAUUUUGAAGUUUUCCCUGCUCCUGUCGUCAUCUGUGGCCUCCAAAUCCACCGAACUGAACCUUUCAAUAUUGAAGCAAAAGUUUCCUCAGAUGUUCCACAGCAUUUGUUUGUACAGCGAGAUUAGCUCGUUGUUGGGUGGUUCCAAGUUUCGAUUGGAGGCAAGGCGCUUCAUUCAAGAACUUUUUGCUGACCUAGAUUUCAAUGAGGUCAGAUCGCUUUUAAGACAUUUCAACAUUUUCAUCAUCAUCAACAACAUUAACAACAACAACAUUAACGUCAUCAACAACAUUAACGGCAUCAUCAAAAUCAACAACAACUUCAAUAACAACAUCACUAUCAACGUCAGUGGCAAAAACAUCAACAAUAUCAGCAAAAAUAUUUUCAUCUUCAUCAAUAUCAACAACAACAAUUUCAACAAUAUUAACAACAUCAACAACAUUAACACUGUCAACAUCGAAACGACUCCAGUAACAAUAUCAAAAAUCUCUCAUCUUGGUUCUGAGAUUUCUCAAAUAAAAUUGAAUUUUGAUGAAAUGUGA
This is a messenger RNA of Helobdella robusta, 1800 nucleotides long. RefSeq lists its product as hypothetical. The coding region runs from base 1 to 1800 and encodes 599 amino acids. The record is from RefSeq and is a predicted model, not a curated record. NCBI's taxonomy places the organism in Eukaryota, Metazoa, Annelida, Clitellata, Rhynchobdellida, Glossiphoniidae. The transcript is spliced from 9 exons. Gene Ontology annotation, biological process: TORC2 signaling; positive regulation of phosphatidylinositol 3-kinase/protein kinase B signal transduction. Gene Ontology annotation, cellular component: TORC2 complex. Gene Ontology annotation, molecular function: protein serine/threonine kinase activator activity.